AUGGCUCUCCUCAUAGAGAAGACCUCCUCCGAGUGCAAGUGCAAGGUGAAGGACCUCUCCCAGGCCUUUAGUUGCCUGGAGAUCGCCGCCGCCAGAGGAACUAUGUCAGUUGAUCGUAAUUGGAUGUACCACCGACUUAGUGAAAAUGGUUAUAUAAGAGCUGAGUUCUGUGAUGGAGUUAAAGGGUUCCUUGAGUUUGCAUUUACUCAGUUAGAGUAUUGUAGUGGUGAUAAGAUUAGAUGCCCUUGUAUGAGAUGUGACAACCAGAAAUUUCUUAACCGUGAUACGGUCAAUGUUCAUCUGUUGAGAAAGGGGUUUACACCGGGGUAUUCAACAUGGUUUGCACAUGGGGAGUUACUUGGUGCAGUUGCUCCUGUAAGUACAAGUGCAGUAGAAGCAUCCACAUCAAUGGAUGUUGGUUGUGAACAUGGUCAGCAAUAUAGAACCAUGGUGAUGGAAGCUAUGGGUCCAGAAGAGGAACUCCAUUUGAGUAGUGCACUUGAAGUUAAUCAUGAGGAAGAGCCAAAUAAGGAUGCUGCAGAUUUUUAUUCUUUGUUGAAAGAUGCAGAAGUACCUUUAUGGGAAGGGUGUAAAAAAUACUCUAAGUUAUCUGCUAUUACUCAAUUAUUAAAUUGCAAGUCUGAAUUUAAUAUGAGUAUAUCUUGCUAUGAUCGAAUCAUGAAAAUAGUGAAGAAUAUGUUGCUGGAAAGUGAGAAGCUGCCCCUUGAUUUCUAUCAAUCAAAGAAGAUGCUUUGGAAGUUGGGGUUGGAGUAUACAAGUAUUGAUGUUUGUGAGAAUAAUUGUAUGCUAUUCUAUAAGGAAACAGAGAAUUUGAUUGAGUGUACUAUUUGUGGUCAUCCUCGAUAUAAAAUCAGAAGAAAUGAUGGUGGUGGUAGGAGAAAAGAUGUUCCUUAUAGAAGGUUGCGAUAUCUUCCAAUAACACCAAGACUUCAGAGGCUUUUUAUGUCAAGCAGAACGGCUGAAAACAUGUCAUGGCAUGUAAAGGGAGGUGAUUCAGAUGAGAUGGUGCAUCCUGCUUGUGGGGAGGCUUGGAAGCACUUUGACCGCAUUCAUCCAUCCUUUUCUACCGAGCCUCGUAAUUUGAGACUUGGGUUAUGUACAGAUGGUUUUAACCCUUUUAGCCAAUCAGCUCGUCCUUAUUCCUGUUGGCCAGUUUUCGUAACAGUUUACAAUCUUCCACCAUCAAUAUGUAUGAAACGACCCUACAUUUUUCUAAGUUUAGUCAUUUCUGGACCUAAGAGCCCCGGCAAAAGUAUCGAUGUCUUGCUUAGGCCUUUGAUUGAUGAACUUAAAAUAUUGUGGGAAGUAGGGGUCACCACUUAUGACAUUUUUAGAAAAGAGAAUUUUCAAAUGAAGGCAGCUUUAUUGUGGACUAUCAACGAUUUUUCUGCAUAUGGCAUGCUUUCAGGAUGGAGUACACAUGGAAAGUUGGCAUGCCCGUAUUGUAUGGAGAACUCAAAAACUUUUACACUACAACAUGGUGGGAAGACUUCUUUUUUUGACUGCCAUCGUCAAUUCUUGCCCAUGGACCAUGCAUACAGAUACCAAGUUGAUGGUUUCUUCAAUGGUAGAAUAGAGACAGACCCCCCACCUCCUCGAGUGUCUGGUGAGGAGUUGAAAAAUAGGGUCUCUGCCUUGCCUAAUGUAACUUUUGGUUCGAAAGCUCCUAAGCACACCAUUCCUGGAUUCGGGAAGACUAAAGAUAAUGUGAAAGCAAGGCAAGAUUUAGAGCUGUAUUGCAAGCGUCCCAAGUUGAGGAUUCAAUUUGUUAAUGGAAAGCUAGUUAAGCCUCCAGCUUCCUAUGUAUUGUCCAAAGACCAAGCAAUGGAGGUCUGCGAGUGGGUGAAAGGGUUAAGACUCCCUGAUGGAUAUGCUUCAAACAUAUCGAAGUGUGUUAACCUGGAUGAUUAUAAGUUUUACGGGUUAAAAAGUCACGAUUGUCAUGUUUUCAUGCUGAGAUUGCUUCCAAUUGCAUUCCGUGAAGUAUUGCCAGCACCAGUGUGGGAUGCAUUGACAGAAUUAAGCUGUUACUUUAGAGAUUUAUGCAACACAACUUUGCGUGUCCAAGAUAUGGAGGUUCUUGAGAAAAAUAUUGUGGUAACUCUCUGCAAACUUGAGAAGAUAUUUCCUCCUGCAUUUUUUGACUCAAUGGAGCACUUACCUGUUCAUUUAGCUUAUGAAGCUAAAGUUGGGGGGCCCGUGCAGUACAGAUGGAUGUACCCCUUUGAAAGGUAA
Messenger RNA from Phoenix dactylifera (date palm), 2256 nucleotides. NCBI's taxonomy places the organism in Eukaryota, Viridiplantae, Streptophyta, Magnoliopsida, Arecales, Arecaceae. The record is from RefSeq and is a predicted model, not a curated record.